Saccostrea cuccullata (small rock oyster) is the source of this 1671-nucleotide messenger RNA. RefSeq lists its product as uncharacterized. The record is from RefSeq and is a predicted model, not a curated record. Lineage: Eukaryota; Metazoa; Mollusca; Bivalvia; Ostreida; Ostreidae. The transcript has a single exon. Bases 677 to 1357 code for a protein of 226 amino acids.
CGUAUUCUUUUUCAACUAUAGAAACAUCUUUCAAUCACCAAUCAAUUAUUCAUAAAUUUACGCAAUUUUAUGAAAUAAAAGGUUUAUUUCAUGUUGAUAGUUACUCUAGGAAGAAUAACCAGUGUUGUCCUUAGAAACUGAAAUAGCAGAGGACAUUCAAAUAAUAGCAGGUGUUUGGGGUUCAUGACUUAAAAGGGGGAGGGGGUUGAGAGGGAAUACCAGAAUACACUGUAACUGGGGGGGGGGGCAUAAUAAGCACAGAAAUUCCCCAGCCCCCGGGUCCGAACAUAUCAAUGUUGAUAAACCAUUUAUAAAAAUUGUUUUAUCACCUUGGUUUCAGGAUAUACGUAAUAAGUUGCAUUGUCUUUGUUCCUCAGGUAUUAAUUAUUGAUCAUCACCUGUUUUAUUGUUCUGUAAUGAGCCUCAACAGAAAUAUACACACCCUCAAUCUAUAUUUACGUAUGUACAUUUUCACGGAUUAUUGGAUGAGAUAUUGAUUAUUUUCUUUUCUUUCAUUUUAAGGCCAUUCCUUUGCCUUGGAGAGAGAGGAGUCAUGAAAUUUUAGCUGUACACGAUUUGGAACCAUAAUGUGGAAUUAUACCAUGAGAGUAUUUCAUUUUAACUGUAAUUAUUUGUGAGAGAAAUUUGACCAUACUUCAAUCACCUAGUUGUUAUAAUGCAGCUCACCAUGGACCACAGAAGCAGAUCUAUGGAGUACACCCAGGACUGUGAUUCUGUUAAUAACGACCAGGAUUUUAACGGUAACACAGCGGACACAAAGUCUGAGGAGCGGGACAGCGGAACGGGACUCUCUAGUCACUCCACCUCGGCCGAUCCCAUGAGUAUGGACGACUCAGACGAGCCCGCCAGUAUCGGGGAGGAACUCAACUCCUCCUCUUAUCAUCUAGACAUGGACGGGGAGCUGGUGCCGAUUAACAAGGACGAACUACAGGACACGUGCAGUGAUUGUGAGGCCUCACGUACUUACACCGUGCCCACCCCCGUCAGUUUCAUUAACAAUAACGCUAACGAGCUGGUCGACCCACUUCAGGAGAUAAAUCAAGUUAACAUCAAGGAAAAGAAAUAUCCUGUUCUCCCUUCCAUCAGCAAGAAAUCGUGUACCCCACGUUCUCUCCCGAGUGAAACAUCUCUGGACAAUGAACUUCUUGAAAAGUGUCUAGUGCGAGAACUGACCAAAAAUCAAAUGGACUUUUCGAGAGAAAGAAUGGAAAAAGAGGCUGACUUUUUUGCGGAUCAUCGAAUUAAUACAAGCAAAGUAAAAGCUACCCCUCGCACCAAUCCCCUUCCUCCUAUAAGACCUGCAAAUGCUUCCUCCCCAGAUAAAAUGGGAACGUGAAAACUAUGGCUAACAAAAUUUAUGAGCAAAAACUGCUCUGACAUCAAAAGUCUAUCUGUGCAUAGCAAUACUUAUGAUUGAGCACGCAUAUAGUGAUGGAUUGUGCUUUGACAACAAAAUGCUAUCUUGUUCAAAAUUACUGCAUCGUUAAAUGUGGUGAAAAUUUGAGAUCUGAUGAUAUUUAUCAUAUAUGCAAAUGAUAUUUGUAUACUAUAGUGUGUUUUCAUAAUCAUUAUAGCUACAAUAAUAUAUGCAGACAUUUAAGAAUUUUAGACAAAAUAUAGGGUUGGAUUUACUGUAUGCAAUUUUUUGGU